Molecule: messenger RNA, 675 nt
Organism: Clavispora lusitaniae ATCC 42720
Lineage: Eukaryota; Fungi; Ascomycota; Pichiomycetes; Serinales; Metschnikowiaceae
Product: GATA-type transcription factor
Biological process (GO): regulation of DNA-templated transcription
Molecular function (GO): zinc ion binding; sequence-specific DNA binding
Source: RefSeq, a predicted model, not a curated record
AUGUACAACAGUCUGUGGGAGCAUAAAAGUUUAUCAUGCUUCCCUUCCUUAUGGCAACCUCCCGUGGUACAAAUAGGCGAUUCUUCAGAUCAUCCCAAACCAACACAAAUGAAGCUGCUGACUCGUUUGCCAUCCAUUAGCGAAAUGCUUGCUGGUAUUAAUAAUUAUUCCACUCCUCUGCACUGGCCGAUCACCCCAAUCCAUAAAAAUUCAAACCAGCCCAGGUCUUUUGAAGGUAUCAAUUUUGCCUCUCUGCAAUUUCAAGUUCAUCAACCACAAACCCUGAUUUCUCCUAGGUCUCACCAGUACGUUCUGCUAGAUGCCAAGAGGAUUCUCACCUACGGUAAUAGCUCCAGUUUCCAUCAAGGAGAGAUUCAAGUUGCUUCGCCUCCCUAUAGUCCACAUUUUAAAGUUAACAAGAAGCGAGGAAGAAAGAAGAAGGCCAGUGCUGUUUGUAAACAAUGUCUUCUGACACAAACACCAGAGUGGAGAUGUGGACCGAACGGCUCAAGGACUCUUUGUAACGCGUGUGGCUUGUAUUACCUGAAACUCAAGAAAAAAUUUGGCUCCAAAGAGGCUGGUCAGAUAUUCGGGUACAAGAAGCGUCACAAUCAAGUGCACGUUAGGGUUGUUCCCACAAGCCAGGAAAAGCACAUGUUUUGCAAUUCUAGGUAA